UUGCGUUGCUUUCGACAAAAACGUAAAUAUAUUUAUGUACCACUUGUGGCUGUGAAUUACUUCAUCAAAAUACAACCCCAAUGAUAAAGUGCUUUAAAUGAACUUGGUGGUGACAAAAGGACACAAUUCAAUUUGUUUUGUGCACAUAUACUGUAUGUUACAUACGUACCUACGCUUAUAAGCCAAACGCAACGUUUCGUAUAUUACAAAUGUGGUUACAAUGGAUUUAUAUUGAACCCUUUGCGUAAAUAAUAAUGCGUUGGGGUUUACUAGUAGAAACAAGCGAUUAGUACUGCUGCAACCCUUAAAUUCAAAUUCAAAAAUUUAGAGGGAUGACAAGGUUACAUGUCUGCUAUUUACACUGAUGCCUUCUAGUGUGUAGUCAUGACUUUCGUUACACACGUUUGAUGUAUGACAAACUACCUUAUGAAAAGGACGUUAUCAAAUUUGAAAGUUUAUUUGAGUAUGAAACACCACCACACCACCGACCGCCGCCGCCGUAGUGAUUUUGAUGGGUGAGAAUAGCUUGUGGCGUUUUUGGGACUUUAGAAAUAAAGGCAAUGUCGAACCGUGUCGCUUGCCUGUUGUAGUUAUGUACAUCGGUUUGAUAAUAGAUAACGAUGUCAAGAGAUAAACGAACCAAAAUGACUGAAGAACAACAACAGCAUCACCAAGAAACUUCAGCGUCUCCACAAAAUCAAAGAAAAUCUCCACCGAAGGAUCGCAAGAAUAUCAAUGAACUUCGAAAUCAAGAUUACGUUAGCCGCCUUUUAGCCGCAACACCACCCUACUUAUACUCAGCGCCGGUUGGGCCAAAUAAUUUCUUCUUCAGCGAUAUGUUGAGAUCUCUUGUUCAAGCUAGAAACAAUGAAAAUGCGCGAAAUCUUCAAAUGCAGCAAGCUGCAGUUAUGGCUAGAAGACCGAGAAAACGUUCUUGGAGUCAACAUCGACCGUAUUAUGAGCAAUUAAGGGAACGUAAGGGGCUUGAUGAAAAAAUUCCAAUACCCGAAAAACCCCUUGAACUCACCAACAAACAGUUCUCGCCAAUGGCAGCUGCAAAAUAUCCUAAGACUGCUGAUCCUUCUACAAAGGAAUCGAUUUGCUCAAAGGAAUUAAACGAGUCUGGUGCCACCGAAGGUCAAACAAUAUUACAAGACAGCCCAACAGCAGCUUCUUUGCCACCACAAGACCUGGUUCUUCCUCCUCCACCACCAGUUUGGUAUCCACCUAUCUAUCCUCCAUAUGGAAUCGACCCGCUUCACUUUUUUAUUGAUCUACGAGUCUCUGGACACAUAUAUGAUCGUAAGAAGGAGAACGUCUCACCUUUGGCUAGUGCUGAAAACAACACACUUGUUUCCUCUGAAUCAGAAACACCUGCAAAAUAUAGACAUGGUUCUGCCUUUUCAGUCCCAGUUCCACGAAGUGAAUCCAAAGGUUCUUCAGCAAUAAAUUUAUCAUCGUCUUCUUCUUCUGCUUCGGAAACUUCUAACAAAAUUGAGAACUACGCAAAGUACUACGACUUGGGUGAAACCAAAGAGAAUCUUCCCAGCCCAAAGAGAACUUCUAACUAUAUGCUUCAAAACCUACCAAGGCUUUACGGACAAUUUGCAUCAUCAACAAAAGAUUUGUCAGAGGGAAAUUCGUAUGAGACUGACAAUAAAUCGGAUCAAGAUUGUGAAGAUUCUAUAGAUGAACAUAGUUGUGGAAAUUAUAGGGAAAAUUCAUCACACAUUGAUGUCGAAAUGAUAGAUUCUCAAAAAUUUCAAAACGAUGACAUCAGUAGUGGGUGUGCAAGCCCUGAAGAAUGUAAGGUUAACGAUCAUAACAAUGAAUAAAAAUGUAAUGGAUUUGAUU
This is a messenger RNA of Eupeodes corollae, 1854 nucleotides long. RefSeq lists its product as uncharacterized. NCBI's taxonomy places the organism in Eukaryota, Metazoa, Arthropoda, Insecta, Diptera, Syrphidae. The transcript has 2 exons. The record is from RefSeq and is a predicted model, not a curated record. The coding region runs from base 621 to 1835 and encodes 404 amino acids.